AUGUCUCGCCCCCAGAACAUCGGUAUUAAGGCCAUUGAGGUCUACUUCCCCAGCCAGUGUCUCGAACAGACCGAGCUGGAGAAGCACGAUGGCGUUAGUGAGGGAAAGUACACAAUUGGUCUCGGUCAGACCAAAAUGAGCUUCUGUGAUGACCGCGAGGACAUCUACUCCAUUGCCCUUACCACCCUUUCCUCCCUCAUGAAGAAGUACAACGUCGACCCCAACUCGAUCGGUCGAUUGGAAGUCGGUACCGAGACUCUGCUGGACAAGUCCAAGUCCGUCAAGUCCGUCCUCAUGCAGCUCUUCACUCCCCACGGAAACACCAACGUUGAGGGUAUCGACACUGUCAACGCCUGCUACGGAGGAACCAACGCCCUUUUCAACAGCAUCAACUGGGUCGAGUCUUCCGCCUGGGACGGCAGAGAUGCCGUCGUUGUUUGUGGUGACAUUGCUCUCUAUGCUAAGGGUGCCGCCCGCCCUACUGGUGGUGCUGGCUGCGUGGCCAUGCUGAUCGGUCCCGACGCCCCUAUCGCCUUCGAACCUGGUCUCCGUGCUUCGUACAUCACCCACGCCUAUGACUUCUACAAGCCCGAUCUCACCAGCGAGUACCCCGUUGUUGACGGCCACUUCUCCCUCCGAUGCUACACUGAGGCCGUUGAUGCCUGCUACAAGGCCUACGGUACCCGUGAGAAGACCCUGAAGGAGAAGGCCCAGAAUGGCACCAAUGGCGUCACCCAGGACGAGUCCAAGACUGCCCUCGACCGCUUCGACUACAUCCUCUUCCAUGCUCCCACUUGCAAGCUUGUGCAGAAGUCAUACGCUCGCAUGCUCUACAACGACUUCCUCGCUAACCCCACCCACCCCGCGUUUGCUGAAGUUGCCCCCGAGCUGCGUGAUCUCGACUACGAGACCUCUCUGACCGACAAGAACGUCGAGAAGACCUUCAUGGCUCUGACCAAGAAGCGCUUCGCCGAGCGCGUGCGCCCUGGUCUUGACGUUGCCACCCUGUGCGGUAACAUGUACACCGCCACCGUCUACGCUGGUCUCUGCUCUCUGCUCAGCAACGUCACAUUCGACCCUAGCCAGCCUCCUAAGCGCCUGGGUUUCUUCUCCUACGGCAGUGGUCUUGCUAGCUCUCUGUUCAGCGCCAAGAUUGUUGGCGACGUUUCAUACAUUGUUGAGAACCUGAAUCUGCACAAGCGUCUCAACUCCCGGACUGUCCUGUCUCCCAAGGACUACGAGGCCAUGUGCGAACUCCGUGAGCACGCCCACCUGUCCAAGGACUUCAAGCCUUCUGGCAACCCUGAGACACUUUUCUCCGGCACAUACUAUCUCACCGAGAUCGACGGCAUGUUCCGCCGCAAGUACGAGAUCAAGGCAUGA
Aspergillus mulundensis is the source of this 1383-nucleotide messenger RNA. RefSeq names its product hydroxymethylglutaryl-CoA synthase (gene erg13). NCBI's taxonomy places the organism in Eukaryota, Fungi, Ascomycota, Eurotiomycetes, Eurotiales, Aspergillaceae. Gene Ontology annotation, biological process: ergosterol biosynthetic process; acetyl-CoA metabolic process. Bases 1 to 1383 code for a protein of 460 amino acids. The transcript has 2 exons. The record is from RefSeq and is a predicted model, not a curated record. Gene Ontology annotation, molecular function: hydroxymethylglutaryl-CoA synthase activity.